Cyprinus carpio (common carp) is the source of this 9292-nucleotide messenger RNA. RefSeq names its product protein tyrosine phosphatase receptor type b (gene ptprbl). The record is from RefSeq and is a predicted model, not a curated record. Gene Ontology annotation, molecular function: cadherin binding; protein tyrosine phosphatase activity. Gene Ontology annotation, biological process: protein dephosphorylation; angiogenesis. NCBI's taxonomy places the organism in Eukaryota, Metazoa, Chordata, Actinopteri, Cypriniformes, Cyprinidae. Bases 73 to 9282 code for a protein of 3069 amino acids. The transcript has 41 exons.
CCCCUGAAAAAGAAUUUCCUCCUGAGCGCUCAAACUCUCAUUUGAGUUCAGAGAAACCUACAAACCAGUAACAUGGAAAUGCUCUUUCUCGUCUUAUUAACACUGGAGCGUUUUUAUGCAUUAAGCGGCUUUCUGAUCGCACACACUAAUAAAGGGUUAUGUCUGAGCACACACAAUAGUGUGGUGGUCCUGAGGGAGUGUGAUGAGAGUAACCCAUCUCAGCAGUGGAUCUGGACCAGCACCAUGAGACUCAAUCACACACUUAUGUCCAGAUGUCUGUGGGUCAAUCAGAGCACCACAAUCCCACACCACGCUCGGCUGGUCAAACUCAGGGACUGCGAUACUGCACCGGCAUGGAAGUGUUACAACCAUGGAGGGAUCUUUGGUUUGGCAGAGAUGCCGAUGUUCCUGAAAAAACAGGGUGAACGGGCCAUUGUCACCUUUGAGCAAAGGUUUUCAAACUGGUCCAUGAUCACGAUGGACUCUGAGGGCAAACGGGUUUCCAAGUCUCUCUGCCCUGCCACAGGCCCGUCCACAGUUUCACCAAUGACACAGUUUCCAAGGAAACAGGUUUCAGUAAAUACCACAGGGAAAAUGAUCACUCUAACAGUCCCUGACAUUACUCAAAGCAGAGUGGUGACCCACCUCAGUAACACAGUCAGAAGCAGAACUAAACGGACUGCUACCACUGGUCUUGGUGAUCUGACAACGUUUACUGCCGAAACAGACUUUAAGGAGAACUACACUCAAACGUCUGAGACAGAAUCAUCCUACGAGAUGAGUGAUAUUACAGAUGUGUCCUCGACUACUCUGAUGGUAACGAGAACUCCUCAUGUACCUCAGAAUUUCACCCAGAAUAGAGUUGACAUGACAGAGAUGACUUCAGAUGUUAUGGAGCAGACCCACAUCCCUCUGAUUUCUCAGACAGAGUUAACUAUCUCCACAACAGAUGCUGAGUCUUCAGUUCCUUUGAAUGUGAGGACUGAAACUCAGACCACUUUAGACUUUAAUACAGGACCGUCUGAAGCUAACAGCAGUGAUGUAGAUCCUACACUGACUGAGAGUUCAACCAGUAGUUUCCCAGUGUCAAACACAGAUGGCGCAUGGACAAAUGCCACAACCAAAAGCUCAACCACGACAAAGAACAUCAAAGAUGUUCAGACUCUGUUGCCCUUUAAAACCAGAACGACCCGAGCAAUUACUGAAGUUCUUCCUAAUACAGAUAUUAGAGCUACUCCAAGUACAGCCACCAGUUCUGCUAAAACUAGAGCAAGUGCAACAACUACCCUUACAGCCCUGUACACAUCUACAGCUGCCCUGGACACAGACGCGUUCACAUCAGCUACUUACACAACUACUGUGGCUCCAGCUACAACUGUAGAAACAGCCACAACCACCAUCACCACCACUGCUGCUCUGAGCACAAGAACCACACCUCCACCAUCUACUGUCACUCCUACCAUGGCUUCCACAGCAAAGUUUAUAACGACGGAAGCUGUCGGGUGUCUGGUGAAUGUGACUGCAGAGAGUAUUAAUAUGGAUUAUUGUGUGUUUAAUUUCACAACACCUGGAAAAUCCUGUAGCUUCAUUAUGACUGAUGCUUCUCACUUCACAAGAUGUUCUGAAGAUAUCAAGCAGCCCAACCAUUAUACAUGCCUGAUGAUGGGUUUGACUCCUGGUGCUACCUAUUUGUUUGGAAUAAUGUCUCAGAAUGAUGGCAUUCGUUUUAAUGUUACAGUUCAAACUGCUCCUGCUCCUGUCACAUCACUGACUCUCCAGAGCAACGGCAGUCAGGACUCUCUUAAAGCCACCUGGAUUCCUGCUGUCGGAUACACGGAUUCCUACGAGCUCUCUCUUUCAUCCUCCAUCUCUUCAGAAGAGGACCUUACCCUACCUCCAAAUGCAACUCAUUGGGUUUUUAGCGGCUUGACACCUGGAAAAACUUAUCAAGUUUCGGUGAAGACAAAGAGAGGAGAACUAACAGCUGAGACCAGGACAAUAGGGAGAACAGCACCAGGAUGGGUGGCUCAUCUCAAGCUGGAAGCCCUUAAUGAGAAGACCCUGCGGUUGUCCUGGUCUCCUCCUGAUGGUGACUGGGAUUUCUACCGUAUCCUGCUGUUCAAUGGCUCUUUUGUGCUGAUGAACCGGACGAUUGAAAGGAAUCUUGUGGAGUUCUGCUUCACUAACUGGACUCUGAUUCCGGGCCGUCUGUACAGAGCUGCUGUGAGUGUGGAGAGCGGAUAUCUGAGCUCAACCACAGGCUGCCACGGGAGACUAGCUCCCCGGUCAGUUCAGAGGCUGAAUGUCCAUCACAGUACAGAGACCACCCUGAGCGCUGUGUGGAACCAUCCUCUCGGCGAGUGGGACAACUACACCAUCCUGCUAAAGGAUGAAGACAUGACUGUGGACACACAGACAUUAGCCCAUGAUGCACAGGAAUGCAACUUUAAUAACCUGAUGCCUGGACAUACCUAUACGAUCACCGUGACGACCAAAAGUGGAGAUCUGAAUAGUUCAGCCCACGUCACAGGAAGAACCAUCCCUGCACAGGUCACAAAGCUGUGGGUCAGCAAUCAGGGCAGCACAGACGCUCUGCUGGUAUGCUGGGACGUGGCAGCCGGUGAGGUGGAUCUGUACCGCGUGCUCCUCAUCCAUGACAGCGUGGUCAUGAAGAAUGAAAGUGUGCCACCCAAUGUCACCUCCUACCACUUCCAGGGCUUGAGAUCCGGCACUUUGUACAGGACAGUGGUGACCACAGUACACAGGGGCGACCUCUCACGCCAGGCGGUGGCUGAUGGACGCACAGCACCAGGAUGGGUGGCUCAUCUCAAGCUGGAAGCCCUUAAUGAGAAGACCCUGCAGUUGUCCUGGUCUCCUCCUGAUGGCGACUGGGAUUUCUACCGUAUCCUGCUGUUCAAUGGCUCUUCUGUGCUGAUGAACCGGACGAUUGAAAGGAAUCUUGUUGAGUUCUGCUUCACUAACUGGACUCUGAUUCCGGGCCGUCUGUACAGAGCUGCUGUGAGUGUGGAGAGCGGAUAUCUGAGCUCAACCGCAGGCUGCCACGGGAGACUAGCUCCCCGGUCAGUUCAGAGGCUGAAUGUCCAUCACAGUACAGAGACCACCCUGAGCGCUGUGUGGAACCAUCCUCUCGGCGAGUGGAACAACUACACCAUCCUGCUAAAGGAUGAAGACACGACUGUGGACACACAGACAUUAGCCCAUGAUGCACAGGAAUGCAACUUUAAUAACCUGAUGCCUGGACAUACCUAUAUGAUCACCGUGACGACCAAUAGUGGAGAUCUGAGUAGUUCGGCCCACGUCACAGGAAGAACCAUCCCUGCACAGGUCACAAAGCUGCGGGUCAGCAAUCAGGGCAGCACAGACGCUCUGCAGGUACGCUGGGACGUGGCAGCCGGUGAGGUGGAUCUGUACCGCGUGCUCCUCAUCCAUGACAGCGUGGUCAUGAAGAAUGAAAGUGUGCCACCCAAUGUCACCUCCUACCACUUCCAGGGCUUGAGAUCCGGCACUUUGUACAGGACAGCGGUGACCACAGUACACAGGGGCGACCUCUCACGCCAGACAGUGGCUGAUGGACGCACAGCACCAGGAUGGGUGGCUCAUCUCAAGCUGGAAGCCCUUAAUGAGAAGACCCUGCGGUUGUCCUGGUCUCCUCCUGAUGGCGACUGGGAUUUCUACCGUAUCCUGCUGUUCAAUGGCUCUUCUGUGCUGAUGAACCGGACGAUUGAAAGGAAUCUUGUGGAGUUCUGCUUCACUAACUGGACUCUGAUUCCGGGCCGUCUGUACAGAGCUGCUGUGAGUGUGGAGAGCGGAUAUCUGAGCUCAACCGCAGGCUGCCACGGGAGACUAGCUCCCCGGUCAGUUCAGAGGCUGAAUGUCCAUCACAGUACAGAGACCACCCUGAGCGCUGUGUGGAACCAUCCUCUCGGCGAGUGGGACAACUACACCAUCCUGCUAAAGGAUGAAGACGCGACUGUGGACACACAGACAUUAGCCCAUGAUGCACAGGAAUGCAACUUUAAUAACCUGAUGCCUGGACAUACCUAUACGAUCACCGUGAUGACCAAUAGUGGAGAUUUGAGUAGUUCGGCCCACGUCACAGGAAGAACCAUCCCUGCACAGGUCACAAAGCUGCGGGUCAGCAAUCAGGGCAGCACAGACGCUCUGCAGGUACGCUGGGACGUGGCAGCCGGUGAGGUGGAUCUGUACCACGUGCUCCUCAUCCAUGACAGCGUGGUCAUGAAGAAUGAAAGUGUGCCACCCAAUGUCACCUCCUACCACUUCCAGGGCUUGAGAUCCGGCACUUUGUACAGGACAGUGGUGACCACAGUACACAGGGGCGACCUCUCACGCCAGACGGUGGCUGAUGGACGCACAGCACCAGGAUGGGCGGGUCAUCUCAAGCUGGAAGCCCUUAAUGAGAAGACCCUGCGGUUGUCCUGGUCUCCUCCUGAUGGCGACUGGGAUUUCUACCGUAUCCUGCUGUUCAAUGGCUCUUCUGUGCUGAUGAACCGGACGAUUGAAAGGAAUCUUGUGGAGUUCUGCUUCACUAACUGGACUCUAAUUCCGGGCCGUCUGUACAGAGCUGCUGUGAGUGUGGAGAGCGGAUAUCUGAGCUCAACCGCAGGCUGCCACGGGAGACUAGCUCCCCGGUCAGUUCAGAGGCUGAAUGUCCAUCACAGUACAGAGACCACCCUGAGCGCUGUGUGGAACCAUCCUCUCGGCGAGUGGAACAACUACACCAUCCUGCUAAAGGAUGAAGACACGACUGUGGACACACAGACAUUAGCCCAUGAUGCGCUGGAAUGCAACUUUAAUAACCUGAUGCCUGGACAUACCUAUACGAUCACCGUGACGACCAAUAGUGGAGAUCUGAGUAGUUCGGCCCACGUCACAGGAAGAACCAUCCCUGCACAGGUCACAAAGCUGCGGGUCAGCAAUCAGGGCAGCACAGACGCUCUGCUGGUAUGCUGGGAUGUGGCAGCUGGUGAGGUGGAUCUGUACCGCGUGCUCCUCAUCCAUGACAGUGUGGUCAUGAAGAAUGAAAGUGUGCCACCCAAUGUCACCUCCUACCACUUCCUGGGCUUGAGAUCCGGCGCUUUGUACAGGACAGUAGUGACUACAGUGCACAGGGGCGACCUCUCACGCCAGACAGUGGCUGAUGGACGCACAGUUCCAGCCACAGUGAGAGAUGUGACGGUGAGCAACAACGGGCGUAUGGACUUCCUGAGCGUGUCCUGGAGAGCAGCUGAAGGAGACGUGGACAGUUACUCCGUCACUCUGAGAGAUCAGGAGAGAACUAUUCAUACCCUCACCGUGUCUAAGUUCAGUACAGAGUGUGUUUUUAAGUCUCUGGUGUCUGGACGUCUCUACAACAUCUCCAUCAGCACCUGCAGUGGAGAGUAUGAAAACUACACCGUGGUUCAGGAGCGCACACAACCUUCCACGGUGUUGAACCCUACAGCCACACACAUGGCUCGUGACGACCAUCUAAAGGUGUACUGGUGGCACGCAGCUGGAGACUUUGACUACUAUCAUGUCUCAAUCAAGCACAACAACAUAUUCCACCAGAACAAGACGGUCCCCAAGACUCAGAACGAAUGUGUGUUCAGUGGGCUGGUACCAGGCAGACUCUACACUGUGAUUGUCAGCACAUGGAGUGGGAAAUAUGAGUCUAGUGUCUCAACUCAUGGAAGGACAUUGCCAGCAGGAGUGUGGAACCUGACACUAGCUGACAGUGGCACAGAGGAUCUGCUGGUGACGUGGGUUUCUGCUCCCGGAGAUGUGGAUCAUUAUGAGGUUCAGCUGCUCUUUAAUGACAUGAAGGUGUUUCCACCAAUCACACUAACCAGCAGCACCAACAGAUACAUGCUCUCUUCACUCACCCCUGGAAGACUCUACAAAAUUGUGGUGUCCACCUUUAGUGGACCAAACCUCAGUGUGCAGUUUAUCAAAGGCAGAACAGUUCCCAGUAAAGUGAAGAACAUUCAUAUCAGUAAUGCUGGUCAGAGCAGCAGUCUUAGAGUGAAUUGGACACCUGGACAGGGCGAUGUGGACCGGUACGCUGUGUCACUGUCCCAGAUGAGCAGUCAGGCAGAGGAGAAAUCAGUCCCUAAACAUGUGAAUGAGAUCAUUUUCCAGGGCCUAUUGCCAGGACAACAGUACAUGAUAACCGUUACAUCAAUCAGCGGAUCUCUGAUCAAUAACAGCACAGCAACAGGACGAACAGUUCCCUCCUCCGUGACUGCUCUACAGGUGGAGAACCAGCACAGCACAUCUUGUCUACUGGUGUCAUGGCAGGCGGGUCAAGGGGUGUAUGACAGCUAUCGACUGCAGCUGCUGGAUGACAGAGGAACUCUGGUGUCUAAUAGCUGUCAAACUGCAGAAGCCAGCCAGCAUGACUUCAGACAGCUCACUCCAGGAAAAAAAUAUCGCGUUGUGAUGCAAACCAUCAGUGGAGGAAUCAGCAGCGAAGAUGUCAUGACUGAGGGCAGAACCAGUCCAGCGACUGUUAAUAACCUGUCCAUCAUAAGCAACACGACCACAAGCCUGUCGUUCAACUGGGAUCUACCAGACGGGGAGUUUGAUGGAUUUGAUGUUUUUCUGUAUGCUAGAGAUAAAAGCUUGCAUGAUCAGAAAACGGGAAUGGUGAACAUGCAGGACUGUUCUUUCCAGAACCUUCAACCUGGGACGCUGUACAAGGUGGUUGUUCUGACCCGCAGUGGAGAUCAGACCAAUGACACAUCCAUCUGGGCCCGAACAGUUCCUGCAGCUGUGACGUUCUUGCGUGCUGACAGUAGAACAAGCUCUGAGAGCCUGUGGUUGAGCUGGGAACAGGACAGGGGUGAAGUGAGCAGCUACACCCUCCUGAUCUACAAUCCUGAUGGGACUCAACAAGCGGAGCAGAGUUUGGGCCCGGAGAGCAGAAGUUACACUUUUCAAAGGCUGGUGUCUGGACGACUUUACCAGGCUGUCGUCCUUACACACAGUGGAGAUCUGACCAACAUGGCAAAUACUACUGGCAGGACAGACCCUAGGCCACCAGUCUCAUUCUCCUUUGGAGAAAUCACUAACACCUCACUGGAGAUCACCUGGAGCAGUCCAGAAAACACUGAUUAUGAUGACUUUGACCUUCAGUGGAGCCCCAGGGAUCAUCUGUCUGUGUUCAACCCCUACCACAGCCCCAGAUCUGGAAACCGUAUUCUGAAAGGCAUGUACCCUGGCCGUCAGUACAACAUCAGCCUGCGUACAGUCAGCGGCGCCGGAACCAACAACCCUACCUACAGCUCUCAAGUCCACAGGAGCAUCAGGACAAAGCCGGAGCGUGUCCAGAGUCUGCACUGCCGUCCUCAGAACUCUACAGCCAUUUCGUGUUUCUGGAGUCCACCCGAAGCUGACUUUGACUCGUACACCAUAGAGUGCUUGAGAAAGGACUCUCAGAGAAUGGUGUACUCACAGCGCACAGUCAAAGAGAACACCGUCUAUCUGAUCAAAGAUCUAGAGCCUCAUAAGCAGUACAUCGUCUCUGUCAAAGUCAUCUCUGACAGCAUGACCAGUGAGGCAGUCAUGGAAAAUGUGGUCACAAUGAUAGACCGUCCACCUCUGCCCUCAAUUCGCAUUGAUGAGAAUACAGUUCAGGUUACCAAGUCAACCAUAUUCUUCCAGUUCAACUGCAGCUGGUUCAGUGAUAUCAACGGUGCUGUGAAACACUUCACCAUCAUCAUAACUGAAUCUGCUGACAGUGAAAACCAGCAGCCAUACCAGCAUCAUCCUCUUCCCUCAUACCUGGACUACAGAUCCAACAGCUCGGUCAAAGCUUAUCAGACCAGUUACUUCCUCAGCCACUGUGAUGAGAGCCAGAACACAGUGCAGGAGUUUGAGAUUCAUCUGGGAUCGGGCAUGGAGAGACUUGGAGGACGAUGUGAUCAGAAAACAUCAACUGAUGCCUCGCAACACCAGGCGAUCUUCUGUGAUGGGCAACUGAAACCCAAGACAGCAUACAGGCUCAGUGUUCGAGCGUUUACAAAACUUUUUGAUGAGAAACAUCAGGAGUUUCUCUCUCCGCUCUAUACUGAUACAUACCUGUCCAAGCCCAUCAUGACAGACGCAGAGCCAUUGAGUGGGGUCAUCGAAGGGGUCAGUGCUGGACUCUUCCUCAUCGCCACCAUGGUGGGAUUAAUUGUUCUGCUGAUCUGCAGACGCAAAGUCCACAAAAUGAGUGCACAAGAGCCUGUGGUCAGAAUGAGUUUGAGAAGAGAAAGACAACCCUCAGGAACUCACGUCAUUGUUAGAGGGAACCGUCGUGUCUCAAGUCCCAUCAGCAUCACAAAUUUUGAGUCACAUUUAGCUAAACUUCGAGCAGACUCCAACUACCUCCUUUCUGAGGAAUAUGAGGACCUGAAGGAUGUUGGUCGUAACCAACUUCAAGACGCGGCAUUAUUGCCUGAAAACAGAGGCAAAAAUCGAUACAACAAUAUACUGCCUUAUGAUUCUACACGGGUGAAGCUGUCCUAUGUUGAUGAUGACUCCUGCUCAGAUUAUAUUAAUGCCAGCUAUAUUCCUGGCAAUAACUUCAGACGGGAGUAUAUAGCAACUCAGGGUCCUUUGCCUGGCACUAAAGAUGAUUUCUGGAAGAUGGUCUGGGAGCAGAAUGUGCACAACAUAGUUAUGGUGACACAGUGUGUUGAGAAAGGAAGGGUGAAGUGUGACCAUUACUGGCCAUUUGAUCAGGAGUCGCUGUACUAUGGGGAUCUGGUUGUUCAGAUGCAGUCAGAAUCUGUGCUGCCUGAGUGGACCAUCCGAGAAUUCAAGAUCUGUAAUGAGGAACAGCUGAGUUAUUCCCGAGUCGUACGUCAGUUUCAUUACACUGUGUGGCCGGAUCACGGAGUUCCAGAGAUCACGCAGUCGCUCAUUCAGUUCGUGCGGACUGUGAGAGACUAUAUCAACCGGACACCCUUCUCUGGAGCCACUGUAGUGCACUGCAGUGCUGGAGUGGGGCGCACUGGAACCUUUAUCGCUCUUGACCGAGUCCUUCAGCAGCUGGACACUAGAGACGCAGUGGACAUCUACAGUGUUGUGUUUGAUCUGAGGCUUCAUCGCACACACAUGGUGCAGACAGAGUGCCAGUACUCAUACCUCUAUCAGUGCGUGCGAGACGUGCUCCGUGCGAGAAAACUGCGCAGUGAACAGGAGAACCUUUUGUAUCCCAUCUAUGAAAAUGUGCAUCCGGAUUACCACAGAGAUGUUGUCUACUCCAAACGCUGAUGAGAAGGUG